CACCUGUAUUUUUUUUUUUUUGUUAAUUAAUCAAUUGUUUGGUGCUGGAAAAUCAAUCCCAGCUUCUGUUCUCUUCUACUCCGUCUCCCCCUUCCUCCCACAAUUAUAUAUUAGGAGACACAGCGACAAGGGUCUCCGCCAUAAACGUCUUUCCAUGAAACUUCCUGCUCCUCCUCCUCCUCCCUUUGAUUCCUCGUUUCCUGUUUUUAUCCCUCAUCUCAUCUCACUCACCACUCGUCCCCUUAAUUAAAUCCUCACUCAAUACAGUAGUCAGUUACUCAACUUCCCCCAAUUCCCUCUGCGUCUUCCUCUUCCUCGAACAAAACCUGAAUUACCAAAGAUGGAAGGAGGAGUCCACCCGUUGCCGGAUACUUCCGCUUUCAGAGACUGCUUCGCCCUCACAUGGAAGAACCCCUACGUUCUCCGCCUCGCUUUCUCGGCCGGCAUCGGCGGCCUUCUCUUCGGCUACGACACCGGAGUAAUAUCCGGCGCGCUUCUCUACAUCAGAGACGACUUCAAGGCCGUCGACAGACACACUGUUCUCCAGGAGAGCAUAGUGAGCAUGGCGGUGGCAGGGGCGAUCAUAGGAGCAGCAGUUGGUGGGUGGGCUAACGACAGGCAUGGUAGGAGAAGUGCACUUCUCGCAGCUGAUUUCCUCUUCUUCAUUGGAGCUGUGAUCAUGGCUGCCUCGCCCGGACCGGCAACGCUCAUCGUCGGCAGAGUCUUUGUGGGUCUUGGGGUUGGGAUGGCAUCCAUGACGUCCCCGCUCUACAUCUCGGAGGCAUCUCCGGCGAAAAUCAGAGGUGCCCUCGUCAGCACGAACAACUUCCUCAUCACUUUUGGCCAGUUUCUCUCUUAUCUCAUCAACUUAGCAUUCACCAAGGUUCCAGGAACUUGGAGAUGGAUGCUCGGAGUAGCAGGACUUCCCGCUCUGUUGCAGUUCUCGUUGAUGAUCUUCCUUCCAGAAUCUCCUCGCUGGCUAUUCCGCAAGGGUAGAGAAGAGGAAGCAAAAGCAAUCUUGAGGAAGAUUUACCCAGCAGAAGACGUCGAGACAGAAAUCCAGGACCUCAAGGACUCAAUCGACAAGGAAAUCCGCGAGGAAGGAACUUCUGAGAAGAUCAAUUUCAGGAAACUCUGGCAAACCAAGACCGUCAGGAGGGGACUCAUCGCCGGUGUAGGCCUUCAGGUUUUCCAGCAAUUUGUGGGGAUCAAUACUGUCAUGUACUACAGUCCAACCAUAGUUCAGUUGGCUGGCUUUGCAUCGAACCAGACCGCGCUUCUGCUGUCCCUUGUCACCGCGGGGCUCAAUGCCUUCGGCUCCAUCCUCAGCAUUUACUUCAUCGACAGGACGGGGAGGAAGAAGCUUCUCCUGAUCAGCUUGUUUGGAGUGGCCGUUUCACUUGGCUUGCUCGCAGGAAUUUUCCACCAGACCACCACUCACUCUCCCAUGGUGACCGUUGCUUCCGGAACCAAAUUCUCCAACAUGACCUGCCCUGACUAUGGCUCGGCAGCAAACUCGGCUUCCUGGGAUUGCAUGAAGUGCCUCAAAGCUUCGCAUCCUGAUUGUGGGUUCUGCUCUGCAGCUUCGGAUAAGCUGCUACCAGGAGUGUGCUUGGUAUCAGACGACACAGUGAAGGAUCUGUGCCACGGUGACAGCAGGGAAUGGUAUACUAGAGGAUGUCCAAGCAAAUUCGGAUGGUUGGCACUAAUCGGUUUAGGUCUGUACAUCAUCUCAUUCUCGCCCGGAAUGGGUACAGCGCCUUGGAUCGUCAACUCCGAGAUAUACCCACUGAGAUUCAGAGGUGUCUGUGGAGGGAUAGCUGCGACGGCAAACUGGAUAUCCAACCUCAUCGUAGCCCAGACCUUCCUGUCCUUGACCGAGGCUAUCGGGACUGACAUGACUUUCUUGCUGUUCGGGAUCGUGUCUGUGGUUGGUUUCUUCUUCGUCAUAGUCUUUGUGCCCGAAACUAAAGGACUGCCCAUUGAGGAAGUCGAGAAGAUGCUCGAGUUGAGACCCCUGCAGUACAGGUUCUGGGAGAAGAAGAAGAGACCCGAAGGAACGAUGGAGGAGGAGGAGAAGUUGGACAAGAAGAAUCAAGGUGUCUGAAACAGAUUUGAAGCGAAGUUUGCAUAUGAACUGUAAUGCGGAGGAGGGGAAUUGGGUUUUGUCUAUAUACUAUAUAGUGCAGAAGUGUGAACUAGUAGGGGAGUUUCUCUCAGAGAGGGAAAGGUUUAGUUUGGGUUACUAUUACAGAAACUGGCACCUUCAAUUCAGCUGUGGACAACUCCUCAAUAUUCAUACUGAGAAAAAUUGUUGGUAUAAUAAACUGCUUCUGUAUUG
Messenger RNA from Linum trigynum, 2341 nucleotides. The record is from the annotation of a GenBank genome assembly. NCBI's taxonomy places the organism in Eukaryota, Viridiplantae, Streptophyta, Magnoliopsida, Malpighiales, Linaceae.